This is a messenger RNA of Danaus plexippus (monarch butterfly), 7182 nucleotides long. RefSeq lists its product as uncharacterized. Gene Ontology annotation, cellular component: plasma membrane. The transcript is spliced from 3 exons. The coding region runs from base 26 to 1177 and encodes 383 amino acids. Gene Ontology annotation, molecular function: stretch-activated, monoatomic cation-selective, calcium channel activity. Gene Ontology annotation, biological process: calcium ion import across plasma membrane. Lineage: Eukaryota; Metazoa; Arthropoda; Insecta; Lepidoptera; Nymphalidae. The record is from RefSeq and is a predicted model, not a curated record.
CCCCGCUAGCGGCGCCGCCCCCGCCAUGCGAGCGCCGCCGCUGCUGCUGCUGCUGCUGAUGGCGGCCGCGGGCCUGGCCGUGAGUCCGCUCGCGCGCCUCAACCCCUGGCUGAGCGCGUGCGACCUGGAGGAGGAGGCCGCGAGCGCCGAGUGCGGCGACGGGCACGCGGCGUGUAGCGGCGGCGGCGACACGCUGGCGGGGCGCGACGUGCGGCCGCUGUGCGCGCUGGGAGCUGGGGCGAGGGCCCGCCGCCUGGCGGAGCUGCGGCUGCGCGCCUGCUGCGAGCGUUCGCCCGCCUCAGCUCUGGACCGCGGCGCGCGCGCCGACGUGCUCGCCGGCGGGGAGCGUUGCCAGCGCACGCUGCGCGACCUCCUCGCCCUCGACGCGAUGGUCGCGCGCGUGCACUGCGACUUCGCCACCAUCCUCCAGAGAUACGACUGCGACCAGUCCUACUCCGUACAUACGUGUAACGAGUGCCAGGAGACGUACAGACGGUGGGCAUGCAGCACGAUGGUGCCGCUGUGGGUUGAAGAGGGUUCCGAGGAGGAGGAGGGAGGUGGCAGAUCGAGACGGGCGCCCGAGCACGCGGCACGGUGGCAUGCUAGGCACUUGGAGCGCGUGGGUCACUUGGACCGGCGGCGGACCGGCGUGGCGGGCUACCUGGAUCGACGGCGGACCGGCGGCGUGGUGGGCCGCUGGGUUCGUGCCGCCGCCGCCGGGCCCGGUCGGCCGCUGAGGCUGAAGCCCUGCCUCUCCGUUUGCCAGCUUGUGGAGCAGCACUGCCCUUACUUCCUGCCGGCAGACCGAGCGCCUGCUUAUCCGACGCAAUACGCUGGCGAACCAACCUUUCUAUGCCUCGAUCCUCGAAUACCGGAAACUGGUGCACAAGCCAACAAAUCAAACUAUGGGUCAGACGACUGCUGCUACUGGUACUGCGAGGGAAGACUCUGCUAUCGCUGCGAGGCGAGGCUUAGUGAACCACCACGGCCCGAGGCCGAGAGAUGCGCGCCUGUCGAAGAACGUACGGCCACAUGUUCAGUGCCGUACCAGGCGCCCGCCUCCGCAGCUUCCACCACACUGCACCCCCUGCUCCUCUUAGCCACCAUGGCCGUCAUUUUCGUACGGACUCACUGGACAUCCAUACCUCUAGUGAAUGUGCGCGAUUCGAGGUUAUAGUUUUACGUUAACGUGCGUCGCACUCCCGCGUCCCGCGAUCGGAAGACUAUGAUCGAAACUUGUAUUAGUGCAGUACUUAUGAUAAUAAAUUAUGAGCGACGGGUUCAAUGACGUCAGCGACUCGCGGUGACGGAGACCAGCGCCGCCGCCGAGCCGUCGCCGCGAGUCAGCCAUCUGUAGUCUGUAAGUUUGUCUGUGUCCGUUUGUUUGGUACACCUUUAUCGAUGAAACACCAAAUAUUCUGUAAACGUUACUUAUGCGUUAUGACUUAAAGCUAACGACGGCCGACCUUCCGGCCACUAAAUUAAUGUUUCGACACGAAUUGUAAACGAAUAUUGCAUUGUGUUAAGUGAGAUGUUUGAAUUAUUUAAAUAUAAUGUUCAGUGUUCAUAUUGUUUAAAAGCACGUAAUAUGGCGAAUAACGAAUUAUAUUUUUUACAUCACUGCAGUAUGUUUUUUAUAUGGCAUUUUUUUAAAUAGACGUUACUUAAUCGUGUCAGGUUACACAAAAAACUGUCAUAAUAUGUGGUUUUUAGUACAAUAAAUAUCGUGACUUCAGUAAUACCUAGAGCUUGUGAAUUUGAUAACUCAUUGAUGAAAAAAAAAUCCAUUUUCUUUAUUAUGAGUGAAAUGAGAAAUGUUUCAUAACGAUCACCUUACGCUCUAGGUAUAACUAACGUUGUCUCUAAACUUAUUUAAAAAAUCCAUCUUAUAUAAAGAAAUAUUCAUCUAAUGUUAAAUAAACGAAAUGCAAGCGAUCUUUAGACCAUAGUGACAAUAGUUCAUUUGUAGAGUUAAGUUUUAGCGAAUCGUUGGUAAAGGCGAGAGCGUCGUGACGAGGUUUUACUUUAGAAGAAGAAGUUUUAAAAACGUAAUCAUUUUAAGAAGGGCAAAUCAAACAUUAAUAACCAGCAAAACAGAUUCAAAAUCCACGAACGGUAAUAAUAAAGACAAAAACAAUUGUUUGACACAUUAAAAUGAAAUUAAUAUGCCAAUGUAUGCAUACUUUUCUGAAAUUCUGAAUCAUAUACACACGUUGUCUUAUUAAUUUUAUAUAGAAGCAUGACAACCUCGCCAGGGCGGUCACGUGCCUAUGUAUGCCUAAUUUUGGUCUACAUUGUAUACAUCUUAUGGGCUAGGUCUUGUAUUAGGAUUAAUUAAUUAAAAGUAGUUGUUGUUUCGUAAGAAAAUAUGGCAUAAGAAGAACAGUAUAUGUAAUAAUAUAUCCGUCUUAUGAACUUAUCUGAUAUACCAAUUACAUCUGUAAACAUGGUUGAAAAAGUUUUUUAUAUGAAUUAUCUUAUAUAUAUAAUUGUAUACAUGACGGCUGGGCUGCCCCCGAGCGGGCGAGGUCCCCGUCCUCGUCAUUAUUAUAUAGUUAACAGUGUUUGUUAUUUUGUCUUAUUUUUUAAAAGUAUUAAAAUUAUAGUGGUGUCGUUGAAGAUUUUGUGAUGGAGAAAAUGAUUAAAAAUUAAUGGUUAUUAAGACUUUAUUGAAUGGACAUUUGUUGAGAAUAUUAUCCUCGUUCGGGGAUGUAGUUGUUGUAUUCGAAAGAUAAUAAUAUUAAAUAAGUUAUUUUUCACGUUUUUAUUGUGUAAAUAUAUCAAAAACGGUUUGUUGUUUCCACUCCCGUACUUAAUGAAAGCCACCAAGGGUGCUAAAUGUCUAUUAAUGCUUCUUAGGGAUUUAUUUUCUUUUUCACUACUUCAGAACUUAUAACGUUAACAUCUGUCUAUCUGUCUGAAGAUGGGUGUCAGAAUCACAAUCGGACUGAACAAUUUAUACAAUCCCGCAUCCACCUGGAGCCCCUAGACCUUGAGCUAAAGCCAUAUCACUUACAACACUGUACACUAGCAUACCAAAAGCAAAUAUUUUAAUAACAUUUUGACUGUAACUUCCACUCUUAUCCGGUUUUAGUAUGACAGGAUAGUGGGUCGUAUUGUUUCAAUCGAGUAUCUAAUUCGAAAGUAAAAUAAUAAUUUGAUGUAUCCUUCUACAGACUCAAAAGUUCGCUGCCACUGUUCCAUCCGAUCCUAAAAAUGAUCGUUCAUAUCUUUUUAGGUAUUAUUUUUUUUCAUGGUUAAACAUUAUUUUUUUUUUAAAUUAAAUUUUCAACUAAUUUUACAUCAAUCAGGGUGCAGGCGUGAUGAAACAUGACUUGAAUGAAAUUAUUAUAUUUAUAUGUAAUCGUAUACUAAAGAGAAAAGUAAAGGAAUUAAUAACAACAGUUCCAUUAUUUUAAACAGGUUUCAGUUUGUUGGUAACGUUGAUUCGCGGUAAUGAGAUGCAAUUUUUCAACAAAGACUAAUUAUUGCCCAAAGAGUUUAUUAUGUCGAAUGAUUUAAAAUAAUAGGUUUAGUUCCUGCUCUGCUAACCAUAACAGUAUCUGAAGAUUAUGUUCAUGAAAUUAGAAGGAAAUUAUAGGAGAUCAGAAUAAAGCCACUUUUGUUUUGAAAUUCUUGAAAAAACAUCGAAAGUCACGACGCAUUUCGUAUCUCCUCCGCAAAAAAGGUCUUUCACAAUAUCUUAUUAUGUAUGUAGAGUUAUCAAAAUUUAGAGUUAGACAAUGAAUUAUUAGAACAUAAUUAAUUGAAACAAUUUUUGAGCACUCGUUAAAACUCACACACUGACCGUACAUUCCUUCUUUUUUGGUAUUUCUUCUAUCACUCCUAUUAAUCUUCACUUGGCCACUAUUCUAUUUUAGAGUAGAUUAGUAAAGACCAAUGGACAAUCGGUUUGUAUAAUGUUGAAACAAAAACACAUGAUUAGUGUAAUAUCCUCCGUUAACUUAAACCAAUACACUUUUGGUAUGUCGAGUUAAAAUUCUGUCAACUGUAUUUGCUCGUAGAUACUAGACAUAGGAUACUAAAGUUUAAAUACGCUAAUGAAAGUUUAUUAUUGAGACCAGCUAUUCAAUUUCUUGUUGAUUUUGUAGGGACACAAAAGUUAGCAAUAAUUCGUAGCGAUUAACGGAUUAAUCAUGUAGAGGUCACAUCCACGGAUCGUUUGACACGAGAUAGUUCUGGCAAGGUGUUUGACUUGGUAGAAUCGGACGAGUUGGUAAAGUCUGGCUAGUCAGACGAGUCUGACCAAUUGAACGGAUUCGGUUAGUCAGAUAAUUCUGGUGAUUCGGAUUAGUUCAUUGUGUCGGAUAAGUCUGGCCAGUCGGAUGUUUCAGACAAGGCUGCGAUGAUGGCUGGGACACGUGCUCUUCUUAGUAGGUUUAGUAUAAUGGGUGUAUUUGAUAUUACGUUGAGAGUUUGAUGAUAGCGUGUACAUUAUGUUUUUGAAUAAUAUACGUAUGUUUUGAUGUACAUAAUAAAGUGUAAAUGUUUAACGCACAAAAUAAAACAUUUUACUAUGAUUAUUAUUAUGUAUUUAGCUAUAAACUGUAACUGAAAGUUAAAUAUUAGGAUUAUAAAUAGGUUUUUCGUGAAACUGCUGCCACGCUGUUCUUGUUUCUUUUAGCGCGAAUUCGAAUUUUAGUAGAUUAUUAUCAUAUGUGUAUGAGAUGCGAUGUUUUUAUUUUGGCAGCACUUCGUCACGAAAUCCACCUUAAUUUAAAUUAUUGAAUUUGGUAUCGACGGAAUUAAUUAGUUAUAUUGUAAGUUGAGAUACAUGUUAGAUUUACACGACGACACUGUUGUCUGUUUCACACGCACAAAGUCAACAUAACGCUUCAGGGCUCUGUUAUGUCUCCAAUACAUAAAGAUAAAUUCAAUGUACCAUAGGCACAACGUCUCGUUCAGUUAAUAUUAAGCAAGGAAAACACCAAAUUAUAGCCUUUUACAUACAAUAUAAAAUAGAUAUGAGUAAAAAUAGUCUUGAUCGGGUGACGGUCAUGUUGAUGUUGAAAAUAUAUUUUAUACAAAACAAUUCACAUGCACGAUCAUUCAUAUUAUUGGUAUCAUUAAUAUUUUUAAAAUUUUGAUGGUAUUAUUUGUACACGUGACAUUUACAAACAACGUUGGCGAUUGUUGAAUUAAUGAGAAAUUGUUUAGAUAUUUUAUGAGAGCAACGAAAUAUAUAUCGGGAUGUCAGAUAUGAUUUUUUUUUAUGGUUUAUUUUUUGACCCCCUUUUUCAUUCGCACUGGAAUCGUGGAAUAUUUUUAAAUCUUGGUCAGUUUUAAUCAAUAAAGACAUACCUCUUAGAGAGCCAUUUUGAAAAUAUUACAUGCCAACUUGGAUUGGUUAUUGAGCUUACCAAGUUUUUACAUCGUAACUUUAUUUUAAAAUUACUUUCCCUAUAAUUUAAGUAAACGAAGAAUUCUCAUGACGCAUUUCUUUCAUAACUUAAUUUAAUAAUUAUUCACUAUCCUUGCUUAAUUUGUUUCAGACAUUAAUCCUACUUUGGUUCAAUAGAGAAUUUGUUUCUCCCGUUAAUUUUGAUACUUUUCUCUUUCCAAGACGAUCUUGAUAUAUUUGUAUUUUUUUCACUUAAAACGUUAUUUUUGGUCCAAAUGAUUAGAAAUAUUUGUGUGAUCCUGAACUCCUCCCCGUUUAAAAUAUUUUUAUUAUUUUAAAGGAAACCAAAGCGUAAAGAAUAAUUACAAUCAGUAUGUCACAGUAUAUACCGUUUGUUCUUUUUUUGGUUUUUUAUCUUACAAACCUCGUCAACUCCACAGAAAAAUUCAUAAUAAUACGAUUUUCAAAGUCCUAAGUUCAGUCUUCUAAUACCAGUAAUGUAGGGUAGUUUUUUUUUCCUUUACAUGGUCCCUAUUUAUUCGUUCACAAUAGAUAGCUUAGCAUUGUAAUGGAUCAAUAUUUAUAUGGAGGUGAUAGUAAUAUUACGUGAACAUUAAAAAUCUUAUGAUAAAUAUAUGUAUUAAGAGUUCUCAUUAUUUUUCAUAAUAAUUUUUACGCGAACGAAACAGUAUAAUGUAAUGUAAAACCAGUAUCUGUAAGCCGUUGAGGUUUUGUAUUAGCGCUGUAUAUUAUUAUAUAUUUAUAAAUAUAUUAUUUGCGUUCAAUUUGAUAUAGAAUGAUAAGGAAUAACGGAAAAAUAAAACAUCGGAUGGGAAGUGAUUAUCAAACAAAGAGGUAUAUGUUGAAAUGUUGAACGAAUAGAGAUUUUAACGCUUGUUACUUGCUUAUACUCAUAACAUAGAUUGUUUUCCGUUCGGCUUUCUACAAAAAUCCUUUCAAUAAAUAAGUUGUUUACUUAAAUUUAUUAUUUAUCUUAAUUUCCAAUUAUCGUCAGCACCAAAGCUAAUUAAUUUAUAUUCUCAGUAGUGAAACAGUACCUUCACUUUUAUUAAUUAAUAAUUACUUAUAAGUUCUAGAUCAUAUAAAUAUAUAUUUAUACAUAUAGGCGUCAUCUAUUAUAUACUUUUUUUUUAUUUUCGUGUAAUGUAUUUAGUAUCUUCUGUUGCAUCGUGUUUCUAUUUCAUAAGUAAGAACAAAUUAUAUCUAUAAAGUCCAAGGGGCAAUUUUUACUAACCUUUAAUCUUCGUACCUUUUAAGGUUAACUUUAAAAUUGCCUGGAUAAUAGUGAGAGAGGUAGUGUAGUAUUUAAUCUCCUAAUUACAACAGUAAGCAAAUUAGGCGGACGGCUUCUGGGUGAAGCCGACGUCAGCUAACACUGCCACUUCAUGCAGUCCUCGAUAUAUUAAUAUGAUCUAGGAUGUGUCGUAGGUAUUUCUCGAGUAGUGAUUGUGUAAUAAGUCUUAUGUUACGCCUUCUAAGAUACGAGCCGAGGAGCCCGGCUCCGCUCGUCUAGUCGACGUACAACACACGAACUAACAUUAAUAUCGUUCGAAUAAUUAUUAUUACGGUAGACAGAUUUCGACGUUUAAUAUUAUUUGCAUUUUCCUAAGAGUUAGAACGAUUGAGACAGUAGGUCGCACGACCGUGUUAUGAUAAAUUGUGGAGAUGUUUAUUAAAAAAAAUACGUUUACGAAAAUGAAAUAAAAGCCAAAAAUAUUGUCAUAUAAACCUGUAAUUAAUAACUUAAGAGGAAUUAUUGGAGAACCUGAAAGACGUUAAAUAAACCGAUUAAAAUACGA